Messenger RNA from Nerophis lumbriciformis (worm pipefish), 852 nucleotides. NCBI's taxonomy places the organism in Eukaryota, Metazoa, Chordata, Actinopteri, Syngnathiformes, Syngnathidae. The record is from RefSeq and is a predicted model, not a curated record.
AUGAUACCUGGCAAACGCCGAGCCGCAGCCAUGUCCCUCCCGGUGGCGAUAGUUGGAGCCCUAAUGCUGCAUACCGUCUCAUCGCAAAACGAGCCGUCAAUCGCAGCCUCAGAGCACACUUCACUCCCCGUGGAAGGCCACAGUCCCCCUUUCACUCUGCAAUGCAACCUGACCAACAGUGACAAUGCCCUCCAGGAGAGCUACUGGAUGAAAAAUGGGGAGGAGAUUCCAGAAACGCGCAGUCCUAAUAGGAACACAGAGUACAGGCUUAAUAAACCCAGGGGAGAUGAUGCUGGCGUGUAUAUGUGUGUCUUCACAUUUGGAAUGUCUCCUGCCGCCAACACCACCAUUGAAGUUAAAGCUGCUCCUGAGAUUACGGGCCACAAGCGUAGCGAGAAUAAGAACGAAGGCCAGCAAGCGUUGCUUUAUUGUAAGUCUGUAGGCUACCCUCAUCCUGUGUGGACCUGGCGCAAACUUGAAAACGGCAUUUAUAGGGAAAUUGACAACUCAUCUGGGCGCUUCUCCAUCAGCAGCAAAGACAAUUACACUGAGCUUAGCAUCACCAAUCUGGACAUAAAUUUGGACCCGGGCGAGUACCAGUGCAACGCCACCAAUUUGAUCGGUAGCAGUGACGAAAGCUCCGUUCUGAGAGUCCGCAGCCAUUUGGCCCCCUUAUGGCCUCUUUUGGGGGUGUUGGCUGAGAUCAUCAUCCUGAUUGUCAUCAUCGUCGUUUAUGAGAAGCGGAAGAAGCCUGAGGAUUUACAAGACGAUGAUGACCCAGCAGGACCAGUGAAAACCAAUUCAACCAACAACCACAAAGACAAGAACCUACGCCAGAGGAAUACAAAUUGA